Molecule: messenger RNA, 6434 nt
Organism: Myiozetetes cayanensis
Lineage: Eukaryota; Metazoa; Chordata; Aves; Passeriformes; Tyrannidae
Gene: VPS8
Product: VPS8 subunit of CORVET complex
Exons: 45
Coding region: 37-4206 (1389 amino acids)
Biological process (GO): protein targeting to vacuole; endosomal vesicle fusion
Cellular component (GO): CORVET complex; early endosome; HOPS complex
Molecular function (GO): protein binding
Source: RefSeq, a predicted model, not a curated record
GACGCGGGUUCGAGUCCCGGCGGUGCCGGCCCGGCCAUGGCUGCAGUCCCGGAGGGAGCGGAGCCCGAGCUGCCCCCAGAGCCGCCCGUGCACCGGCUCAGCGUGGCCGAGCUCGACCGUGAGCUGGACUCCCACAGCGAGCUGAUCGAUGAUAAAGAAUUCGACAUCCCUCAGGUUGAUACCCCCCCCACACUGGAGAGCAUCCUGAAUGAGACUGAUGAUGAAGAGGAGUCUUUCGUUCUGGAGGAUCCCUUUCUCCUGAGCGUCGAUAACGCGGACGCGCACUCCUACGACACGUCGUCCGUGGCCAGCUCUGACAGUGGGGACCGCUCGCACCUCAAGAGGAAGAAAAAGCUCCCAGAUUCUCUCUCACUUCAUGGAUCAGUGAUCCGGCUCUCUCUCCUGAAGGGAAUUUCUGCCCAAAUAGUGUCUGCAGCAGACAAGGUGGAUGCUGGCUUGCCCACUGCAAUUGCAGCAUCAAAUCUGAUAGCAGUAGGGACUUCCCAUGGGCUGGCACUGAUAUUUGAUCAGAACCAGGCUCUGAGGCUGUGCCUGGGCAGCACCGCUGUGGGGGCCCAGUAUGGGGCCAUCUCUGCCCUCAGCAUCAACAACGACUGUUCCAGGCUCCUGUGUGGCUUUGCCAAGGGACAGAUCACCAUGUGGGACCUGGCCAGUGGGAAGCUGCUUCGCUCGAUAACAGAUGCUCACCCACCAGGAACAGCCAUUCUGCACAUCAAGUUUACAGAUGACCCGACACUUGCGAUUUGCAACGACAGCGGAGGCUCCGUGUUUGAACUGUCCUUCAAGAGGGUUAUGGGAGUGAGGACCUGUGAAUCUCGGUGUCUCUUCAGUGGCUCCAAGGGGGAAGUUUGCUGUAUUGAGCCUUUACAUGCAAAAGCUGACCUGAGAGACCAUCCUAUCACCCACUACUCACUGCUGGCCAUGGCCUCCCUCACAAAGAUACUGGUUAUUGGCCUAAAGCCAUCUCUGAAGGUGUGGAUGACCUUUCCCUAUGGUCGGAUGGACCCCUCAAGUGUCCCUCUCCUGGCCUGGCACUUUGUGGCUGUGCAGAGCUCUGUGAACCCCAUGCUGGCCUUCUGUCGAGGAGACGUCGUGCAUUUCCUGCUGGUCAAGAGAGAUGAUACAGGUGCAAUACAUGUCACUAAGCAGAGGCAGCUUCAUCUGCACUAUGAUCUCAUCAACUUUACUUGGAUCAACUCCCGCACUGCGGUGCUGCUGGACAGUGUGGAGAAGCUGCACGUCAUAGACCGGCAGACCCAGGAGGAGCUGGAGACCAUCGAGAUCCCAGAGGUGCAGCUGGUCUACAACAGCAGCCACUUCAAAUCCCUGGCCACAGGGGGCAACGUCAGCGAGGCCCUGGCACUGGUGGGAGAGAAGGCUUGUUACCAAUCUAUCAGCAGCUGUGGUGGCCAGAUCUUUUACCUUGGAACUAAGUCUGUUCACGUCAUGACAUUGAGAAGCUGGAGAGAGAGAGUUGACCACCUUCUGAAACAAGAGCGUCUCACAGAUGCCCUGGCUUUAGCUUGGUCCUUCUGUGAAGGUAAAGCAAAGGCUGUAGUAGGCCUGACUGGGGACACGACCAAGAGGAAGGCAGUCAUUGCAGACAGGAUGGUUGAAAUCCUUCUCCAUUAUGCUGAUCGGACUUUGAAGAAAUGUCCUGACCAAGGGAAAAUCCAGGUUAUGGAGCAACACUUUCAGGACGUGGUGCCCGUCAUUGUCGAUUACUGUCUCCUGCUGCAGCGCAUGGAUCUAUUAUUUAACCAGAUAUAUGAUAAGAUGAGUGAGAAUUCUGUAGCCAAAGGCAUCUUUCUGGAGUGCUUGGAGCCAUAUAUCUUAAGUGACAAGCUGAUGGGAAUGACAGCUCAGGUGAUGAAAGACUUGCUGCUUCACUUCCAAGAUAAGAACAGGUUGGAAAACUUGGAAGCCUGCAUUGUGCAUAUGGAUAUCACUAGCUUAGACAUCCAGCAGGUCGUUCUCCUGUGCUGGGAGAACCGUCUGUAUGAUGCCAUGAUCUACGUGUACAACAGUGGGAUGAACGACUUCAUCAGCCCCAUGGAGAAACUCUUCAAAGUCAUUUCUCCUCCACUGAAUGCUGGGAAGUCUCUCACAGAUGAGCAGGUAAUAAUGGGCAACAAGCUGCUUGUGUAUAUAAGCUGCUGCUUGGCAGGCCGUGCAUAUCCACUGGGAGAUAUUCCUGAAGAUCUGGUACCUCUGGUGAAAAAUCAGGUGUUUGAGUUCCUCAUCCGCCUGCACUCGGCUGAGGGGUCGGUGGAUGAGGAGGUGUAUCCCUACGUUCGGACCCUGCUGCACUUCGACACGCGGGAAUUCCUCAACGUCCUGGCUCUGACUUUUGAAGACUUUAAGAAUGACAAGCAAGCUGUGGAAUAUCAACAGAGAAUUGUGGACAUUCUUCUGAAGGUGAUGGUGGAGAACUCUGACUUCACCCCGUCACAGGUUGGCUGUCUCUUCACAUUCCUGGCCCGUCAGCUCGCCAAGCCCAACAACACCUUGUUUGUCAACAGGACACUUUUUGACCAGGUCCUGGAGUUCCUGUGCAGUCCGGAUGACGACUCCCGCCAUUCCGAGAGGCAGCAGGUCCUGCUGGAGCUGCUCCAGGCAGGAGGGAUAGUGCAGUUUGAAGAGAGCCGUCUUAUCCAAAUGGCAGAGAAAGCUGAAUUCUUCCAGAUCUGUGAGUUCAUGUACGAGCGGCAGUUUCGCUACGACAGAAUCAUCGGCUGUUACCUGCGGGACCCCAUGAGAAAGGAAGAAGUUUUCAACUACAUUCACAACAUCCUGUCCAUGCCUGGCUACAGUGCUGAGGAAAAGCAGUCGGUGUGGCAGAAAGCUCUGGACCACAUAGAGGAGCUGCUGGUGCUGAGCCCAGGGAAGGCAGCUGAGCUGGCAGCCAUCCACUUCAGUGAGAAGAUUGAGAGCAUCAUCUCCACCCUCCAGGACCAGUUCUUGCUCUUCCAGUUCCUGAGGAGUCUCCUCGAUCCAAGAGAAGGCAUUAACCAAGAACUGAUACAUUUACCACCCUCCAUCACUGAGCAGUUCAUUGAGCUGCUGUGCCAGUUCAGCCCAGACCAGGUCCUGGAGACACUCAGAGUUCUGGAAUAUUGCAGACUGGAAGAAACCAUCCAGAUAACCCAGAAACAUCAGCUCCAUGAAGCUUCUUCGUAUUUACUGGAGAAGAAAGGAGAUAUCCACGGUGCCUUUUUGGUUAUGCUUGAGCGAUUGCAGAGAGAGUUGCUGAUGCUCACUCAAGAGGAUGAAAGCCAAACUGAACCCUCCUUGCUAGAAAAAAUUGAAGAUACCUUAAUGAAAACAAUUGCCCUUUGCCAGAGGAAUUCACACAGUUUAGACCAGCAACAGAGAGAGGCCCUGUGGUUUCCCCUGCUGGAGGCCAUGAUGUCCCCACAGAAAUCCUCUGGUUCUUCACAGUGUCGAUACUCUGAAUCUUUGAAGAGUUUGACAAUGCAGGUGCUGAACAACAUGGCUGCGUUCAUUGCUCUGCCCUCCAUCCUGCAGAGAAUCCUCCAGGAUCCAGUUUAUGGAAAAGGGAAACUUGGAGAAAUUCAAGGGCUUGUCCUGGGAAUGCUGGACACCUUUAACUAUGAACAGACUCUUCUAGAGACAACUACGAACCUUUUAAACCACGAUCUCCACUGGUCCCUGUGUAACCUGAGAGCCUCUGUCACGAGGGGGCUCACCCCAAAACAGGAUUACUGCUGCAUCUGUCUCCAGCAGUACAAGAGGAGGCAAGAAACUGCUGAUGAAAUCAUUGUUUUCAGCUGUGGCCACCUGUACCAUUCCCUGUGCCUGCUGAGCAAGGAGUGUGGGACAGUCACCAAGGGCCUCAUGAGGUGGAUGUGCUAUAAGUGCAACUCGAGUAACAAGGGAGGAAAGCUCAGUGAGAACUUCUCAGAGCUGAAAAAAGGAACUGGAGCAUCCCUGGCACAGACGAGUUCAGAGGCUCUGUUGGAUCCUCAGCAAAUCCAGGCUUUUGACCAGCUGUGCCGGCUGAACCGAGGCACCUCCCGCUUGGCUCUUCUGACAGAGCUGGCCCGUGGUGGUGAGAAGCACGGGCUGCUCAGCACUUCCCACGGGGACCCGGCCUCCAGCAGCGUCUUCCAGAACGAGACCUUCCAGCUCCACCUGACCCCCCCUCCGCUGGCCGAGGACUAGUGCUCCUGUACUGGCAGGGCUGGGCUGCCCUCGGGUCCUGCUGCUGGCAAGCCUUUCCAUCGCUCCACCGGACUUUUCCCCCCACAUCUCCUUUUCCAGAACCUUCUGGGCUGACUGUGGGUUUGUAGCUAGGUGAUCUCCCAGCUCUGCUGCAGCCUCUCCCUAAGCCAGGGCAGCUGGGCUGGGAGCUGGAGCCAGGGCACGGACAGCAGGGCUGCCUGUGCCCACCCCGGGCUUGGCCAGUGGGGACUGCCCACAUAACGGGGGAGGUGCCUGCGCUGAGCCCACAGCUGUGUCCCGGGGUUGGUGCUGUGCCUGGGGCCAAACCUGACCUCUGUGCUCUGAAAGCAGCUGUUUUGCCAAGGCCUAGCCCCAUCCGAGGGCACAGAACAGGCAAACCUGGAGAAGGCUGAGGAAUGUGCAGGAAACAUGACCUGUGCACGGUGUGUCCCACCCUCCAACCAUUAAAGAGGCCCUUGGGUGAACUUCUCUCAUGCUUUCUGCACACGGGGAGCGGGUGAGGGCUGCUGGUAAGAGAGAGAAAUCUUGUCCCUGGGGGGUGAGGCCCAAACCUCCCCUCUCACCCCGUUGUACCUUAUGUUGGGAAUGUGGGGGAAGCGUAUGUGAAAAGGUGUCUCAGACACUCGGGGGCUGCAGGGGUUAGAGGGUGGGUGUGAUGGGUGCUGGUGGUCACAGAGGUUUGUCACUCUAAGCUGAGCCCAGUGUUCUGUAACACCAAACUGGGCCGUGUCCCUUCCCAACAGCACCUUUAGCACCUGCUCUCACCUCCGUGUUAGUGGGGUUUGUGUGUUGUCACCUCUGGCUUCUCACUCACACUCCUCUUCCUCCUGCUCACUUUGUCACUGGCACGUGGGUGUUUUGGGGUACCACACCCUGGGGGUCCCAGCUGCUCCCAGGGCACAGCACCGGGUGGGGUUGUUCUUCCUGCACACAGAACUCUGGUGGCUGAUCCAUGCAGAGCUCACACGGAAUGGCAGGAGUAUGGGAACAGAGAAGCACGAGGUGUUGUGCAGAGCUCACCUGGCCAGGAGAAGUGCCUCACCUCCUUCCCACCAGCAUUGAGAAGUGCACACUGGUGUUUCCAGCCUGCAGCCCCACGGGCACCUGAGCUGGGGUGGCUCCUGUCCCCUCUGUCCUUCCCCCUGGCUGGGACAGCCCUUUGGGUAAGUGGGAGCUGGGCCCUGGGGGUGCCCACCGGGGUGUGCUGCAUGUGGUGAUUGCCUUCUGCUGCCUGCCCUGGGGGGUGUCAGCUGCCCCUUCCUUUGCUGGAAAUGCAGGGAUGUUUCACUCCAGUAUGGAAAGCACAUGGGGAGUCAGGACAAGCAGAAGGCCAGUUGUUCAGUAUUUUAUUCAAGAUAUACACACCUCUCCCUGGCAGGGUGGAGCAGCCAGCCCAGGGCAUGGCUCGAAGGGCACGGCCAGGCCAGUGUUUGUGCAAAGGAAAGGGACCACGUUUCCGUGGGAGUGUGAUGGAGCACAGGGAGAACCUGCUGCUGGGCCGCUGCCCCAACACUCCCUGAACAGCCCUGUCCCACCCCAGGCUGCUCCGCUGACGUUUUCCAGGAACAACAGAAGGAAGAGGCAGCUUAUUGUGCUUAAGACAUCUGAACAUCCUGGGUAGGAGACACUCACAGCUUGUGAAUAUUGCUAAUUACUUACAGUUAAGAAAGGAUGGAUCCUGGCAGGGACAGGGCCCUGUGGGCCCCCAGGACCUCACGGUGAGUCUGGGCCAUCACCACCCUGAGGGUCCCCGCGCUCACGGCCGGUGCCCACGCGGGGCCGCGGCUCCUGCUUGCCCGCAAACAAGGUGAGCUCGUGCCAGGCCAGGGGUCCUGCUGACCCACCCUGUGCUUGGUGCCUCAGGGAGAGCUGGGAGGAGCUCCCUGCCCUUGGGAAAGGCCCCCACCAACCCCUGGGGUGGGAGCAGCUGCCAGCCCACCCAUUCCCCCAGGGAAGGAAGAGCCUUCCCCUUUCUGGGAGGAAAACUCAGGUAGGCCAGGCAUGAGAGUGAGCUUGUCCAGCCCUCCACUCAGAUUACAAUUGAAAGAUUAAAUAUGAAUAAAUGUUGUAGGUUUAUACAUAAUGUUUCCUUCUACUUAUGAAAUGUGUCUGAAUGGUCCUAAGACACCCAAACGUUGUUAGAAACCUUAGUUAGCCAAGAAAAACAACCCCUUCCUUAAAAAAUAAAUAAAUCCUAUUUAGUUUUA